Messenger RNA from Yamadazyma tenuis ATCC 10573, 1326 nucleotides. RefSeq lists its product as uncharacterized. The record is from RefSeq and is a predicted model, not a curated record. Gene Ontology annotation, molecular function: protein binding. NCBI's taxonomy places the organism in Eukaryota, Fungi, Ascomycota, Pichiomycetes, Serinales, Debaryomycetaceae.
AAUUCCCAUCUCCAGACGCUUCAUUAUCUCCUUCAAGAAUUUCCGGGAGUAUACUGGUUGAACCACAAAGGAGGAAAAAAUCAGCAAACACCACUACAUUUCUGCUGUAUCUACGGGUUCAAUGAAGGAUCGAAGUUGCUUCUCGAAAAAGGGGCUGACUAUAACAUACUCGAUAAAAACGGUAAUAACAUGCUCCAUUUGGCGUUUGAGUAUGGGAAUUUUGAGUGUAUAAGUACGUUUGUGGAAUUCUUGUACAACUUGUCACCCAAUAAGGCUGCUAACUUGAAGCUCAUCAAAACCUUUGAAAACUCCAAAAACAACAACGGAUGGCUUCCGAUAGAAUUGAGUGUCAAUUUUAAGUUGACGCGUUACUACGCUAGUUUCAAAGAUAAACUCACUUCAAGCAGCUCCAACUCCAAUUCUGAUUUGGACGAAAGUAUUAGCAGAGGAAGCUAUGGCACCAGUCUGUUCAAAGAUUCCAGUUCUAUGUUAGCUGAAAUUCCGUUUGUUUUGGGCUCUGACACUCGAUCCAACUUGCGACUAGAACCUGACUCAUCCUUCAGUAUUGACAGUUCUAAGUCUACCACCAACGGUAGCCCCAGUCCCAAUAAGAUCCUUGCGAGUCCUAUUAUCUCGGUGAACGAGUUCAACAAAAGAUCUCACUCCCAGAGUUUACCUACACAAUCUGAAGAAGACAUCUAUUCGGCACUACGACAAAGAGCCAAUACGACCCUCACGCCGGUGGCUUUACCUCUUAUACCUCCAACCCCUUCAGUCAUCAAGAAAAUCCCGUCUUUGAAAUCAAUAACGAUUUCUCCUUCUAUGAGGUUAGAUACUGAGGUCGACCCUAUAGGCAUCGAGUCAUCCUCUUCUAGCACUACAACUACUUCCAAUUCCUCGCCUAUUAAGACAACAUUUCCUAGUAUCAAAACCACUUCCGUCAAAACCGAUGUCAAGUCUUCACGCACAAGAAGCGACAGUUCAGCAGCCAAUGAAGAUACGGCGUUGGUCAACUCGCCUUCGUCAAUUGCUGCUAAAAUUGCCUUCAAUAGCAGUAAAUCAUCGGCUGCUUCUUCACGAAAGAAUUCGAAUCCAGAGCCAAGUCCGGUGAGACUUCAAAACUCGAACUCGAAUUCGCAAAUGAGAAGAGACAGUUCGUCCAGUCCUUUGAGCCACCAGAACUUACAACUGCCAGGCUCAAAACAACAUCUUUCACCUUCCAAGCAUAAGAAUUCCAUAAACUCUAUCAGCUUCAGCAGAGUGAGAUAAAAGUUUGAUCGCGCUUCGCGAUCGUUUCUGUAAUAUACCUAAAUACAUGAAGCACAU